GAGGCGUGGUUUCGGCCCAGUUAUAGUAGAGUUAGAGGAAAGACUGGCUUCCUGCUUUACACUGAGUGCACGCGCCUUUUUGCGUCUCCUUCUUCUUCUUCUACAUCGUGGUCUCGCGAGCGAGCAAACACCAGUUAAUCUGAGCCAGGCGCCUUCGGAACACACGCGUUUAUCAAGUUGAUCUGCGGUCUCGCGCUGCCGCUACUCAUCUCUUGUUCCUGUAGCUCGCGCGCAUGGCCGGUGACCAUUUUAGGAGCUGAUGCAACACGCGCUUCGUCAUUACGCAAUCUGCUGCCGGAGUUACACACCCUGAUACACGGCAGGUCAUAAACCCUGCACUGGAGAACUCGUGCGCGCGUGUGUGUGCGCGCGCGUGCGUGUGUGUGUGUGUGUGUGUGUGUAAAGCUUCAUCAUGGUUCUGUCUGUGCUGCAAGCCUUCGGGAAAAAGCUGCUACGUGUGAAAGUGGUGGAUUGCAGCACCGAGGAGUCACGUCUGUCACGCUGUCUCAACACGUUUGACUUGGUGGCGCUUGGUGUGGGCAGCACACUCGGCGCUGGCGUGUAUGUGCUGGCAGGUGCCGUAGCGAGGGAAAAUGCCGGUCCUGCCAUUGUGCUCUCGUUCCUGAUCGCUGCUCUGGCCUCAGUCAUGGCAGGGCUGUGUUACGCUGAGUUUGGAGCACGAGUGCCCAAGACCGGAUCGGCGUAUCUGUACAGCUACGUGACCGUGGGAGAGUUGUGGGCCUUCAUUACUGGCUGGAAUCUCAUCCUGUCAUACAUCAUAGGGACAUCCAGUGUAGCUCGAGCCUGGAGCGCCACAUUCGAUGAGCUCAUAGGGAACCGAAUCGAGAUGUUCUGCAGGAGCCAUAUGAGUAUAAACGCGCCUGGGAUUUUAUCCCAGUACCCAGACAUAUUCGCUGUGAUCAUCAUCCUCGUUCUUACUGGGCUGCUGGCAUUUGGAGUGAAGGAGUCUGCUAUGGUGAAUAAAGUGUUCACCUGUGUCAACGUGCUGGUGUUGGUGUUUGUCGUGAUCGCGGGUUUUAUCAAAGGAUCCCUCAAAAACUGGAACCUGAAUCCAGAAGAGAUCCUUAACAGAAGCUUGAGUGAAAAUGAAACUGGACCAGUGCCUUCACCUGACAGUCUGGGAGCAGGAGGGUUUAUACCAUUUGGAAUAACUGGAGUUCUCUCAGGUGCUGCUACCUGCUUUUAUGCUUUUGUCGGGUUUGACUGCAUCGCAACAACAGGAGAGGAGGUAAAGAACCCACAGAGGGCCAUCCCUAUUGGUAUUGUGGCCUCGCUGCUCAUCUGCUUUGUGGCCUAUUUCAGCGUCUCUGCAGCUCUUACUGUGAUGAUGCCCUAUUACCUGUUGGAUAAGAACAGCCCGCUGCCUGUGGCCUUUAAAUACGUGGGUUGGGACGGAGCUAAGUACGCUGUGGCAGUCGGAUCACUGUGUGCCCUCUCUACCAGUCUACUAGGCUCCAUGUUCCCAAUGCCCAGAGUUAUAUGGGCCAUGGCUGAGGAUGGGCUGCUCUUUAAGUUCUUGGCAAAGAUCAACGACAAAUCCAAAACCCCUUUAAUGGCCACUGUGAUCUCAGGCAUAGUGGCAGCUGUGAUGGCUUUCCUGUUUGACCUAAAGGAUUUGGUGGAUCUCAUGUCCAUUGGGACAUUGCUGGCGUACACCCUCGUGGCUGCCUGUGUCUUGAUUUUGAGGUACCAGCCGGAGCAUCCCCGUGUGAACGUGCAGUAUCAGAUCGCCAGGACUCAGGAGGAUGCCAAGCCUGACUCCAUUAGUGAGGGCAGUUCAAAUUACCUGACUGAACCUCAGGACAACUGCACACUCCACAACCUGCUAUUCCCUAAAAACACAAAGCCCUCACGGCUGUCUGGCUUUACGGUCAACGUCUGCAGCAGCGUAAUAGGUGUGUUGGUGUGUAUUUUCUGUAUUGUCGCAGUACAGGGUGCAUUUCAGGUCUGGGUUCUGGCUGUGAUGGGAAUCCUAGCUGGAAUAUGUCUGCUCUUGUGUCUGUUAAUCUGGCGGCAGCCUGAGAGCAAAACCAAGCUAUCCUUUAAGGUCCCUCUGCUCCCUUUCCUGCCUGUGCUGAGUAUGUUCAUUAAUAUCUACUUGAUGAUGCAGCUGGACAAAGGCACCUGGCUGCGUUUUGCCAUCUGGAUGGCAAUCGGCUUCAUCAUCUACUUUGCCUACGGGAUCAGAAACAGCACAGAAGGCACAUUGGCCAGUAAUGGCACAGAAGACAACUCAUUUGUUACAGGCAAAUCAAUAUAUAAAAGGAAAAAUGGACCUCCUACACCAGAGAAAGAGGCCUUUCUCAACCAUCGUGUUAACGUAAACAACGAAGAUGAUGAGGAGGAAGACGAAAGUGACUCCUAAGGAUGCUCUAAUGCCUUCUGGUCUUCAUGUUGGACAGCAAUGAAAAGGAAAGUCAGGAUUUUUGCAGGCUGAUACGGACUGGUCGUUUUGCAAUGUGAGGUUUAGCGCAUUCAGGGAAUCAUUGGUUAUAUUCAUGAGUUUUACUGUUUUCCUACAGUGCUGCUGACUGAUCAUUUCUCGUCUCGGGUGUAUGGUAUAGUUUAGAAUUCUUUGUCAGUACUCAUGAGUGCCAUAUAACUUGGUUUUAAUUGAUGUUGCCAAAUUGUUUGCCUUAUGUAAGUCAGAAAGUUUUGAAUCAUGUAUAUUGUGAGGUGUUCAUGAGCAGCAGCUGUGUUCCUCUGUCCUGGGUGUAUAUAUGGAAUUGCACUAUAUAUAGGAAAGCCACUCUAGUUGUUACAUCACUUGAUAUCACCAGAUGGGUUUUCCCAAGGGAGAAUGGAGAUCUUUUUUUUUUUUUUUUUUGUGUGUGUGUGUGUGUGUGUGUGUGUAGUUUGCAGUUUUCUCCUUUCUGUGAAAAUCCAGGGUGAUUUUGUAAAUGAUUAGCAUUAUAAGUAAGAGGCAGUAAAGAAAAUGCAAAUGUGGGGUAAUGUAGGAAAAUGUGCAUUAAUUGAGCAUUUGGAGAAAACAUAGUUGCAGGGUGGUCUUGUUCUGUAAGAUAUUUUUUGUAAAGGUCUAAUGUUUGUGUGUGCAAAUUAAUUAUUUGUUUGUAUUAUGAUAUGAACUUUGGUUUUGGGAUUAAUGUAUUAUUUAUGGUACAUCAUGCGUGUAAUUCAUUUGAGCCACCUACUUGUUCAGUGUAUUCUGGCAGUCUUUUUAAGAAAACAUGCACAUCAAACUCUGUCUCCUAAAUGUUUUAUUAUUACAUGAAACUUCGCGCGCAUGUUUAAGUUGUCUUUGAUUGUGCAUGCUUUUUUAAAAUUGUUUUUCUGCUCAAACACUACGAAACAAAAUCCUUACAAUUUCAUGACAAAAACAUAGAAGCCUGAAAUCUUUUAUGGUUUGUCACUUUCAGGGAAAGUUUUAACAGCUCUGUGUACAAGACUACAUCAAAGUUUUUCAAAUUAAAAUUUUCCAUGGAUCUCUUCAUGACAUCACGGACCCUUUGAAUGGAGGCAAAACAAAAUGUCUGAUAACAUAAUGAAAUUUGCAAAAUGUAUAUUAUUACCAUUUGUUUUAAUAAAAAAGCCAGUUGUACAUAC
Messenger RNA from Neoarius graeffei (lesser salmon catfish), 3585 nucleotides. RefSeq names its product solute carrier family 7 member 1b (gene slc7a1b). Bases 413 to 2386 code for a protein of 657 amino acids. Gene Ontology annotation, biological process: amino acid transport; transmembrane transport. The transcript has 13 exons. Gene Ontology annotation, cellular component: plasma membrane. The record is from RefSeq and is a predicted model, not a curated record. Gene Ontology annotation, molecular function: amino acid transmembrane transporter activity. Lineage: Eukaryota; Metazoa; Chordata; Actinopteri; Siluriformes; Ariidae.